AUGUGGCCAAGAAAUGAGCAUGUUAUUGGUGUUUUUUUCGCAUGUUUACCCAAUCUUGAACAACUUACUAUUCAUCGAUUGGAUGAACUAUCGUUAAGUAUACCACCUCUUGUUAACUAUGACUGGCUUGCAUCUAAAAUCUCUUUGUAUCUACCAUCACUUCGUCAAUUCACGUUUAAUCUUCAUUUCUGUCGUAAAGAUAGACGUUUUGAAUCAGUUCCAGACAAUGUUCUUAAUCAAUUGCAGGAAAACUUCAAAAACGUACAUAAUAAUCUAUAUCAAUCACGACUUGUUAUUGAUUCAUUCGAUCCAUAA
This is a messenger RNA of Rotaria sp. Silwood1, 315 nucleotides long. The record is from the annotation of a GenBank genome assembly. NCBI's taxonomy places the organism in Eukaryota, Metazoa, Rotifera, Eurotatoria, Philodinida, Philodinidae.